AUGCAAAAGCUUUACCCGGAAAGCUCGAUCAACACGAGCAGCAGUAUGGCGGUCGGUGGUGGUACCGGUGGUGGCAACAUGAGCCCAAUGGCCACCACGUACAGCAGCAUGAACAGUAUGGGUAUGGCGGUGGGCGGCAUGACGUCGGUGUCACCGCAGGGCGGUGGGUUCGGGGCGACGGUACUCGGCAGCCCGGGGAUGGGUGGGAUGGGUGCCGCCAUGAACAGCAUGUCGGGCAACUGUCUCACCUCGACACCGAUCGGCUACAGCUCGAUGGGCUCGCCGAUCAGCAAUAUGGGGUCGUGCAUGGGGGGCAACGGUAUGAGCACGAUGGCGGCCAUGUCCGGGUACUCGAGCGUGGCCGGAAGCCGCGAAGUGCUGGGCGACCCCAGCUCGCCCAACUCGGUGGCGUUGCAGCGGGCGCGGACCGAGAAACCGGCCGCUACCUACCGGCGGAACUACACGCACGCGAAACCACCCUACUCGUACAUCUCCCUGAUCACGAUGGCCAUCCAGAACAACCCGCACAAGAUGCUGACGCUCGCCGAAAUAUACCAGUUCAUCAUGGAUCUGUUCCCGUUCUACCGGCAGAACCAGCAGCGGUGGCAGAACUCGAUCCGGCAUUCGCUCAGCUUCAACGAUUGCUUCGUGAAGGUGCCACGCACGCCGGACAAACCGGGCAAGGGUUCGUUCUGGACGCUGCAUCCCGACUCGGGCAACAUGUUCGAGAACGGGUGCUAUCUCCGGCGCCAGAAGCGCUUCAAGGAUGAGAAGAAGGAGGUGCUGCGGUCGCUCCACAAGAGUCCGGCCCACGGGGGCAGCCUGGAUGCGGUCGGCAGCCCGGACAAGAAGGACCCGAACGAGGAGCACCAUCAUCAUCACCAUCACCACAGCCACAGCCAUCACAGCCACCGGACGGAGCAUGUGUCGAAGCUCAGUGCGGCCGACACGCACGGCAUGCUGAACAGUGCGCAUGGUAAAGACGCGGACGCGCUGGCAAUGCUGCACGCGACGGCCGACUUAUGCUUAGCCCAACAAUCUCAUUCACAGCAUGGUGGUUCGCACCACCCUACGCACCACCACCACCACCAUCCGGCGCACCAGCAGCUGCAGCAGGAGGAAUUGACGGCUAUGGUAAAUCGUUGCCACCCUUCGCUGCUUGGUGAAUACCAUUCAAUGCACCUGAAGCAGGAACCGGCCGGCUACACGCCCUCUAGUCACCCGUUCUCGAUCACGCGGCUGCUGCCGACCGAGUCGAAGGCCGACAUCAAGAUGUACGAAAUGAGCCAGUACGCGGGGUACAAUGGGCUGAGUCCGCUGCCAAACUCGCACGCGGCGGCGGCCGCCCUCGGGCAGGACUCGUACUACCACCAGAGCCUCGGUUACCACCAUGCGUCCACGGGCACGACCAGCUUGUGA
Messenger RNA from Anopheles marshallii, 1419 nucleotides. It is a transcript of the gene fkh, whose product is annotated as protein fork head. NCBI's taxonomy places the organism in Eukaryota, Metazoa, Arthropoda, Insecta, Diptera, Culicidae. The coding region runs from base 1 to 1419 and encodes 472 amino acids. The record is from RefSeq and is a predicted model, not a curated record. Gene Ontology annotation, molecular function: DNA-binding transcription factor activity, RNA polymerase II-specific; RNA polymerase II cis-regulatory region sequence-specific DNA binding; protein domain specific binding. Gene Ontology annotation, biological process: regulation of transcription by RNA polymerase II; cell differentiation; anatomical structure morphogenesis. The transcript has a single exon.